AUGCAAGUCAGGAAGAGGCGCAGACCCGUCCUGGCCGACGACCAGCAGCAGGAUCCGCCGUCGCCGGGGGGCGUCAACCUCGACCUCAUCAGCCGCCUCCCCGAUGCGGUGCUCGGCACGGUCGUCUCUCUCCUCCCCACAAAGGACGGGGCGCGCACGCAGGCCCUCUCCCGCCGAUGGCGCCACCUCUGGCGCUCCGCCGACGCGCCGCUCAACCUCGCGGCGGCCCCCGACCUCGCGGGCGACGACGAUUCGUUGGCCGCGCUCGUCUCCAGGAUCCUCUCCGGCCACCCCGGCCCGGCCCGCCGCCUCUCGCUCCGCCUCGCUUUCUCCCCGGACAGCCUAGGCGAGGCCGACGGCUGGUUCCGCUCCGCGUCGCUCGCCGGCCUCCAGGACCUCGAGGUUACCAACCUGGACUGGGGGAGCCACUACUCGCUGCCGCCGCACCCGCUGGCGCGCUUCGCGCCCACGCUAUGCGCGCUCAGGCUCGGCGGCUGCCGGUUCCCCGGCCCGGCCGCGCCGCCGCCGAGGUUUCCGCACCUCAAGCAGAUCAUGCUGUUCAAUGUUGGCAUCUCGGAGGACUCUCUGCAGAGCGUCAUCUCCAGCUGCGCUGUUCUCCAAAGCAUCUCGCUGCACAACAUGAGCUUCGGUCGCCUUUGCAUCAGCUCGCCGACUCUCCGGAGCAUCGCCUUCUAUCCUCCUCGCGACGAAGGCGUCGUCGCCGCCUUCCGGGAGCUGGUCAUCGACGACGCCCCUUGCCUUGAGAGGCUGCUGCCAAUUUACCCAGACGAUGGGCCGGUGACCAUACGGGUAAUCCGGGCUCCGAAGCUGGAGGUACUUGGUUUCUUGUCUCAAGGCAUACCCAGGCUCCACCUUGGAACCACACUCUUUCAGAGAAUGAUUGUUGUCACCAUGACAACCAAAAUGCGCGCACUGAAGAUUUUGGUUCUUGAAUGUGCUCCGAAUCUGGAUUUUGUUGUUGACUUCCUCAAGUGCUUCCCCUGCUUGGAGAAGCUCUAUGUCAUUUUUAGUGAAGGAAGGAAUACGAAUAUUGCGGGGAAGUAUGAUCAGCUUGAUCCAAUUGAAUGCCUUGAACUCCAUCUAAAAGAAGUGGUGUUGAAGAAUUACUGUGGUGGUCAUAGGCUAUAUAUCGACUUUGCCAAGUUCUUUCUUUUGAACGCGAAAGUGCUAAGGAAAAUGGAAAUCGGGGCCCGUUACAGCUACAAAUCCAACUGCAACAUCGACGACUGGACGUGUUAUCUACGUAGGCAGCUACAAGCGGAGAAUAGAGCUUCUCGAGAUGCACGGGUUGAAGUAAAAGUUAAUAAAUUCACCCGCCACUGUUGUCACAUCCUUGUGAUGGUCUGUAAAAUGGCCUACUCACUUGAGCAAUGGAAUGCUUUUUUACCCUACCCACUCUGGAGCAAAUCAUAUGAUCGAGGAGGUGGUGACUGA
Molecule: messenger RNA, 1455 nt
Organism: Triticum turgidum subsp. durum (durum wheat)
Lineage: Eukaryota; Viridiplantae; Streptophyta; Magnoliopsida; Poales; Poaceae
Source: the annotation of a GenBank genome assembly